AUUUCAGGCGUUCAUCAUUCAGUCCCCUCCAAGACCCCCCCAACACCGACCCCAAACACCCUUCGAUUCCAUCUCUUGCUCGACUCUCGUCCGUGUUCGCCUCUGCUUCUCUUGACUACCUUCCCUUGCCCGUUCACUGCUAGCCCAUCAUGAACCCCGAAUACGAUUAUCUCUUCAAGCUCCUCCUCAUCGGAGACUCCGGUGUUGGAAAGUCUUGCUUGCUACUCCGUUUCGCCGAUGACACCUACACCGAAAGCUACAUCUCAACUAUUGGUGUCGACUUCAAAAUCCGGACUAUUGAGCUCGAUGGCAAGACCGUGAAACUUCAGAUUUGGGACACUGCUGGCCAGGAACGCUUCCGUACCAUCACCUCUUCUUACUACCGUGGUGCCCACGGUAUUUGCGUCGUUUAUGAUGUGACCGACAUGGACUCCUUCAACAACGUCAAGCAGUGGCUUCAGGAGAUUGACCGAUAUGCCACCGAGGGUGUCAACAAGCUGCUCGUCGGCAACAAGAGCGAUAUGGAGGACAAGAAGGUCGUGGAGUACACCGUGGCGAAGGAGUUUGCCGACAGCCUUGGAAUUCCUUUCCUUGAGACCUCUGCCAAGAACGCAUCCAACGUCGAGCAGGCAUUCUUGACGAUGGCCCGACAGAUUAAGGAGCGCAUGGGAACGGCCACUGUCAACAACAAGCCCACCGUGCAGGUUGGUCAGGGCCAGGGCGUCCAGUCUGGAUCCGCAGGCGGCUGCUGCUAGACGACCAUGGAACCCAGUGUGCAAGGCGGUACUUCCAUUUGGCGCAAUGUUACAUUCAUGGAUGAGGGUUUCCAAGCGGGAUGAUAAUUUCAUCGGCAGCCAGGCUUGUCUUUUUACCCACCCGCUCGACCGUUGAUUGCAAGCUAGCCAUCGAGUCCAGACAGCCCCGAGAAAUUUGGGAAGGGGGAAGCUGGUCUCAUUCGUCUUUGGCGAGAGCCAAUCUGGGUCUGCCCUUGAUUCUUCCCUCCCUUUUCUUACCCGUGCUUUAGAUGGCUCUGCGUUCUGUCAUUCUUCGUUUGCUUUGUGAUUACCGCUGGUGUUUCUUUUUCUUUUCUCCUAUUUUUUCUCCUUAUUCCUGGCCGCAUCUAUUUUCUUCUUGGCCCUUCAGUCUCUUUUGUUCUUUCUUGUAGGUUGGAUUCAUCUCUUCAGAAUGGAUUAAUGGCGAAAACCUUAUGGGUUUUUUAAUCUUUCUGUUUCUCAUGUUUAAAGCCUCCUUGUAUGACUGCGUCCCUUGAGAAUGUCUUGUUGCCCCUUUUGACUUGGUCUAUUGAUCUCCGUAGUUGUACUUGGUAAUUUUGGUUGACACGGUCUAUGGACUGAUGAUCCCUAUAUAGGACGAAAAAGAACAUACCUUGGCAAGUCCUCG
Messenger RNA from Penicillium brasilianum, 1401 nucleotides. The record is from the annotation of a GenBank genome assembly. NCBI's taxonomy places the organism in Eukaryota, Fungi, Ascomycota, Eurotiomycetes, Eurotiales, Aspergillaceae.